CCCCAGGCGGGGCAGCAGCACCUGGAGCUGGCUCCUUCCUACCUGUGCAGGUGGGGAGCUUUAACCGUGGCUGUGCCAGGGCCUGCCCGCAUUCACAGCCUGGAGAAGGCACAGAAUCCUCUCCCGGGUCACAAGGAGCCCCUGGCUAACCCGGACUCAUCCCCUGCGCCACCCAGCAGCGCAGAGCUGCCCUCCGGCACAGGGAGGUUGCUCCGGGUGUGUUUUUACCCCCAUGAACUCCCCAGAAUUUGGGGGGAAUCUGUCUCGGAGGAAAACGGCCAACCCGUGUUUUUUCUCUUUAAAAACAAAGGCGCUGCCAGGCUCUGCUGUUUUCUUUUCAGUUCUGUUAAAAGGUUGAGGUUUGCUGUUUGGAAAUAACCUCGGUGUGCCGUUCCCUUGCAGAUGAACGGAGCAUCCCCCAGCUGAGCUCCUGUGGGGAGGCACCGAAUGGUCUCUGUGAGCUGCCAGGACCUGCUGCCCUCCCCGAGCAGCCCUUCCCUGCUCGGGAGCUUGGCCAGCGCCCUGCAGUGCAGGAUGCCACCGUCCCUUCUGCCAGGUGACACGGAGGGCUCUGGCCACGUCCUGGCGAGCAGCACCGGGGGUGCCAAGGGCGAGCCCCCCAAAGCCCAGCUCAGCGAGGCUCAGCUCAGGCUGCCCGACUUCUGCCUCUCCCAGAGCUUCAUCCCCACGCUGGAGGAGAUCGAGGAGUUCCUCAGGGAGAAGGCAGAGCUCCCCAGGGAUGGAGCAGGAGAUCCUCACCCCGCGGGGUGGAAUGAGGAGAGCGAAGCUGAGCUCGGCUGCGGGGCGCACGGAGGAAGAGGAGGAGGAGGAAGAGGAGGAGGAGGUGGAGGACACGUCCCAAACGCUGCGGGGACAGCUGCCGGUGACCAGGCAGUCCCCGUUAUCCUGCAGCUCCAGCCUCUCCCGACGGACAGCAUCACCCCCCAGGCUGGGGGUGUCAGGGUGGCCCAGCUGCUGAUCAGCCUGCAGACCCCAAACCCUCCCCUCCUCCCUCAGCUCCAGCCCCCCGGCACCAUCCUGGACCAAAAGUACGUCCGAAUCGCCCCUCUGCCGGUGGCCACGGGGCCGGGGGACGCGCAGGAGGCCGAGGCAGCCCCCGGGUACCAGCAGGGUCCCCCAUCCCUGCUCCGCAUCCACCGCUGCUCCCACCCGGGCUGCGGGAAGGUUUAUUCCAAGAGCUCCCACCUGAAGGCUCAUUUCCGCCGGCACACGGGGGAGAAGCCCUACACCUGUGGGUGGCCCGACUGCGGCUGGAGGUUCUCCCGCUCGGAUGAGCUCUCCCGCCACAAGCGCUCCCACUCCGGGCUCAAGCCCUACCAGUGCACAGCCUGUGAGAAGAAGUUUGCCCGCAGUGACCACUUGGCCAAGCACCUGAAGAUCCACCGGGGCCAGCCCUGCGGCCCACGGACGCUUCCAGGGGGGAGCAGGAGUUAAUUCCUGCUGCUCAUCCCUGCCAGCGAGGCCGGGAGGUGCCAGCAGCUGAGGGAGGAGGGGGAAGUGACCCCUGAACAAGCGACAGGAGAUUUGGUUGUCCCUCCUUUCACGGGUGGUGAAAUUCCCGAGCUGUUUCUGGCUCUCUUUGAAAUACAAGUGAUGGAAAUCGGCCUGGA
Molecule: messenger RNA, 1631 nt
Organism: Cyanistes caeruleus (blue tit)
Lineage: Eukaryota; Metazoa; Chordata; Aves; Passeriformes; Paridae
Source: RefSeq, a predicted model, not a curated record